UGAAGUAUACAAGCUGUGAAACCUAUUUUCUUUUGCAGUCUCAGUGUAUCAGAGGCAGAUGGUCUAUCCAGCAGUUGCAGUGUCAGGCCUUCUACACUAGUUCUAUUUGUCAUCAUUAGAGCCAGUGUGGCCUGCACACUCCACACUCCACCACGGUUUACUUUGCUUUGCAGCACCCCCUCCUGUGUGCGACAGGCUGCUGUGACAGCCAGUCCCGUGUAAGGAGAGUACACUCACUGUUACUAUGGAAACGAGUAAACUGUGCACAGGGAAUUGGGCUGAAAAGGAGAAGAAGAGUUGGGUGUACGGACACAAAGGCCAUCAGGAGUAUGCACAUAGAGAGAGGGAAAAGUGUGUUUAGGAUUGAUUUCCUUUUGUCGGCAGAGCAGAACUGAUGGACAUCCCCUUUACCCAGCCAUUACUCUAAAGAUGCCAGUUGCACCGAAGUCAUCUGCGAGCUGCGCUAAGAUGCAGACCAAACUGAGCGCCUGGACUCCACUGAACCACCCAGAGUCCAACAGCAAGGUGUUUGAAGAGAGGCGGAAGCUUCUGGCAAAGUGGUUUGCCAGGUGGUCUGACAGCCAGAGGAAGACGCUGCUGCAGGACUUUGUGCUGAGCUGUUCUGUGGAGCAGCUGAUGUUUCUGCAGCUCACUGUGAGCAGCCGGCUCCCCCUGCAGGCCGCAGACUUCACCUGCCUGCUGCCCAGAGCCCUCUGCCUCUACCUGUUCUCCUUCCUGGACCCACGCAGCCUCUGUCGAUGUGCCCAGGUGAGCUGGCUCUGGAGGAGCAUAGUGGAACUGGACCAGCUGUGGAUGCCAAAGUGUGUGAGGCUCGGCUGGUGCAUCAACUUCUCCCCGAGCCCGCUGGAGCAGGGCGUCUGGAAGAGGCUCUACAUCCAGACGGCGCAGGAGCUGCGAGUCACCUCGCUGCAGGCUGUCUCAUCCCAGCAGCAGUCUGUGGUUCCACACGUAUCAGCCAUCAGCAGCAGACAUGGAGAGCUCUCCGAACCGGCCUUCAUCAGCGAGGAGCGCUCAGCCUCCACCACCCCCACCCAGACUCGUGGAGGAAUCUCCAGGACGGGGUUCAGAAAGGAGAAGCAGCCGACUACACCGCCACCAUGGAAAGAUGCCGACAGACGUCCUACAGACACACUACGCUUCAACUACCUGGACAACCUGGAGCCCAGUGAAGCAGCUGUCAGAGCAGGCUCCACCGGCCGCCACGGCAACACAUCCCAUCCAGACGGCGGGAGCCAGAAAACACUGUCUGAGGCACAUUACAAACUACGCAAAGCCAAAUCGCUGAUGUUUCUCAGCUCCAACUGCAGACCCCAACACCCUCCUCUUCCUCCUCCUCCUCCUCCUACUCAUCAUGAGACCCAGUCUCGACCGUCUUGGGCUGCUCGCAGUCCCGAGCCCCCCGUCACCAAGGAGACGGCCAAGAGCAUGCUGCGCCUGGCCCGGUGGAAUGCUGGGAUCCGUCCGGGCCCGGUGAGGCCGGCGGUUCCCCGGCUGAGCGUGGAGGCGCUGCGGGCGGCCCAGCGAACACAGCGGAGCGCUCCCAGUACACAGCUGUUCCAGGCUCAGCCCUGGACUCUUCCUGCUUCACACACACACAAGACGUGAAGUGAGUUGUCGCCACCAUCAGGGAGACGGCACAACUACAGCUUCAGGACAAGAUUUAGAGCUCCAGCUUGACAUGGGAAGGUUCAAUAUUCAUAUUUGAUAUGAAUAUUUUUUUAUAAGAAAUUUCAGUUGGCGAAUGCAUUCCAUGUUUUUGCACAUGGAAUGCAUUCUCUUUGCAAGCUAUUGUGUAAACACUGCAUUGGAUGGAGAUUAGAAGGGACGUGAAAAUGAUGAUUCCAUUCCACUCCAUUAUAGACAGAAUACCAGCUGAGAUCAGUUGCAUUGUUUUUUUAAUCAGGGCAGCAGUUUUCAGAUUAUCAUAAUUGCAAAAGGUGUUCUCGACUGUUGUAGAAAGAUGUGGCUGAUCUGUAAUGCAGUGUCUACAUUGCCCAUUAUCAGCAACCAUUCAUCCAAUGUUCCAAAGACCCAUUCUGUUUACUAAUCUGACAUUUUUA
Messenger RNA from Perca fluviatilis (European perch), 2081 nucleotides. RefSeq names its product F-box protein 16 (gene fbxo16). Lineage: Eukaryota; Metazoa; Chordata; Actinopteri; Perciformes; Percidae. Bases 430 to 1626 code for a protein of 398 amino acids. The transcript has 9 exons. Gene Ontology annotation, molecular function: protein binding. The record is from RefSeq and is a predicted model, not a curated record.